Molecule: messenger RNA, 604 nt
Organism: Heterotrigona itama
Lineage: Eukaryota; Metazoa; Arthropoda; Insecta; Hymenoptera; Apidae
Source: the annotation of a GenBank genome assembly
AUGUAUUAUGCAGGAUCUUUUGGAUAUUUGAACAAGAAAAUUGGAAGUAAAAUCACAUAAUAGAAUUAUGAAUUGCAAGUCUUACAUAAGGCGUUAAAAAGUUGCUAAAACCUCUAAAUCUUUAUCUGUUCUUGCAUAUCUAUAUUACUUAUUGUUAGGCGCUUAUAUGUAUGUAUCCGUAUUUACGCAUUCUGCACUUCUUUCAGGAAGACUGUUCAUCAUUGUUGCUUCAAACUGGUUCAAUCAAUGUCUAUCGUCGGAUGAGACUGCGGACGUAACACAUGUUCAAACCUUGUUCGAUUCCCAGUUAUGGUUUAUGUCAAGACUAUAUCAACAAACUAUCCUCGAGACUAUGCGGCUCAUUAGUGCACGUAAAGUUCAAGUGUAAGAUAUCAAAAUAUCGGCGCCUGAUACAGAGGAAAAAUCGGAGGUUAAAUCUACAGGGAAAAUGGUGGAUGCAAUGCGUAGGUAAUGCGAUGCAAACUAGAUUUCGAUUGAUUGCCAACGAGCAUUUAAGUCGAGAGACAGCUGCCGCAAUUCGAUAUAUCUCCAUUUAGACCAAGACUCGGGACAGUAUCUGUUGGUAAGAUCAGUUUUUAAAAGA